This is a messenger RNA of Daldinia loculata, 1882 nucleotides long. Its product is annotated as glycoside hydrolase family 93 protein. NCBI's taxonomy places the organism in Eukaryota, Fungi, Ascomycota, Sordariomycetes, Xylariales, Hypoxylaceae. The transcript is spliced from 2 exons. The record is from RefSeq and is a predicted model, not a curated record. The coding region runs from base 385 to 1557 and encodes 390 amino acids.
GGGAUAUUUGAUCAACAACUUCUAACACUGAAAUAAAGUCGUUGCUGUGUAGGUAGAGAUACACACGUUAUAUUAUCAUCGGCCGUCGAAACGGAAGAUCCUUGCGUUCUUUAAAGUUCCCGCGUUGACGAUCACUCUGUAGUUUAAUACCGGGAAAAAAGGGAGAAAUGAUAUCUUUUUCUACGACAAGAUUCCAGACAAAUAUGUGGAGAAGAUUGCGUGUACGCCGAGACAUCAUCACUUGUCUUUAAAAGCCUGAAAUACAUUACCUACCUACCUACCUAGAUAACCUACUAAUAGAUAUGACCCUUCUUCCUAAGACUAAAUUCAUUUAUCUCUGGCUGCUAACCUCGACUGAUUAAUCAGAUCCCUCCUUAAUAUUUGAUGGCCGGUAGGCUCACUCAGAAGGUCCUAGGACACCUGGGCCCCCUACUAAGCGGCGACCCCAAUAACAACACAGCAUCUUCACCCAUCCACUGGAAAGUCAACAAUAAUGAGACUAUCCUACACCCCGCAGGCGGGACAUACCCUCGCCUGUGCCGGCUCUCGGACGGUGAUCUACUAUGUCUAACAACGGGAUUCCAAGGCCCCGGCCGUCGCGAGCACGUCCUCCAGGUCUCGCGCAGUGUGGAUGGCGGACGCACCUUUAGCCCGCAUGGAGAAGUCACCCGCGGCACAGGUGAUAUUGAUAACGGCUUCUUAAUCGAAGUGCCAUCUUCGGCCCCCGGGAAUAAUGGCCCGGUUGUUCUCGCCGCAUUCCGGAACCAUGACCGCAAGCCCGGCAGCCGACCCUCGCAUUUCCGCAUCACGGUAUGCCGCAGCGAAGACGGCGGGCGUUCGUGGAGAUUCGCCUCUCAGGCCGCGGAGCAGAGCGCAGCCAGCAGUCAUGGUUUAGGAUUAUGGGAGCCGUUUAUGCGACUUGGCGGCAGGGACGGACAGGAAAUACAACUUACGUUUUCGCGCGAGCUGGCGCACAACGACCAGGAGACCUUCCGCGUAGAUUCUAGAGACGGAGGGGCGACCUGGAGCGGCCCGCCUCGGUGUCUGCGCUGCCAUCCGUCGCAUGAGAAUCUGCGCGACGGCAUGCAUGGGAUUGCAAGCGUGCGCGAUACGGCGGGCGUGGCAGCAAAUGGACAGCAGCAGGACGUCAAUGCGCUGGUCGUAGUAUUCGAGACCACGAGACAUGGCACAUUCAGCGUUGAAUACGCUGUCUCAUACGAUGAAGGACUCACGUGGGGAUCGAGAGGCGUGGUAUAUCGCCCUAAACACGGUCGCAAUGCGGGCGCGCCGCAGAUCGAGCGCUAUGGAGAUCAAGGAAUGGCUGUCGUGUUCAUGACGGACGAGGAGGCGGAUAUACCAGCGUGGCCUGGAAAAGCUGCCAUCAAAACAGUGUUCGCCGAGGGUUUAGAAGGAGGCAUGAUACGUUGGAGCCAGCCCGUGCUUAUCCACAAGGCGCCUUCUUUCUGGCCAUCGAUCACUAGUCUUGGCCAAGAUGAGCUUCUAGCUGUCUACGAGCAUGGAGGAAGACCUCUCGGGAAACGCAUACAAAGGGGCUAAUGGAGCGGUUAGGGCGUGUGACGGUAAAGACAAAUUGUUUGACCAAGAUAUUUUUUAGAUGAAGAACCUCUAAUAACUAAUCGACUGGCCAAUACUGAACAAUGCUAAGGAUAUCAUACUAGACGGAAGAGCAGUAGUUGAGUUGGUUACUAUUCCCUUGCUAAUCAAGGCCCAAGAAGCUCUUCCUCUCUAUAGCCCAUUAUCACUACCCUCGUAUCGUGAUGCGGAUGAGUUUACCUUCGGGUUUGGAUGUGUAGUGAAGGAGUUGAAAAUAGUAUUGCUAUGGAUAAGGAUUUGGCGGGUUGGUAUAUCUGAAUACUGAGUA